AUAAUCGAAGUUAAUUUUGUCUAAAAAAACUAACCUUUUUCAUAUGCAUCGAACCUGUACCUGUUAGCAUCACCAAAGAAUCCCAUCUGUAUUCUAGACUAUGUUUUAUUAUUAUUAUCAUUAUUAUUUCAACGAAAAAAGAAAAAAACAGUGAUGACGUGUCCAAGAUCUUCGUUGGGCCUUUUUCUUUUCACCUCCUAACCUUUCUGUUCCUCACAACAACACACACACACAGCGAUCCCUCCCUUAGCUUCAUCAUUCUUCUAUGCACUCUCAUUCAUCUUCCUUCAUCAUCAUCAUCUUCUUCUUCUUCUUCUUCUUCUCUGAAUCCACCAUGUUCAACUACCUUCUCUCCCUCUAAUGAUGGGUCUCUCAGAUCCGUUAUUUGAAUAGUUGCAAAGGAAAUGAUUACGACCAUGCAGAUUCAUUAUAGUUGGUUUGAUUCUGAGGCUAAAAUACGGUUGUUAUCUAACUGUAUAUCCAGUCCCUAUUGCAACUGAUAAGCCGCUUACAAGGAGUUAUCAGCUUGCUGACCCUGGGGAUUUUGGUCUGAGUGAAUAGAUAAGUUGGUCGCAAAUUUGCAAGAUGCCAUAUUAUAUACAGAGACUUUAUAGGCUAUGCAAUGCAUCCUUUUCACCUAAUGGACCUGCGUCUGAAGAGGCCAUCGAGAAAGUUCGUGAGAAGUUAGUAUAGGGUAUUUGUCUUUUUGAAGGAGUCACAGGCUCAAGGUUAAAUUUUGAGGGACAGUACAAAAGAAUCAAACCAUCAGAUGUAGGUCUUGAACAAGAGGCCCAAGUGGUUCGGAAUUGGUCCGGUUCAAUGCUUGAACAUAAUGGGAGCCAUCAAUCUUUGCCACCUAUCAAAUAUUUGCAUUUGCAUGAAUGUGACUCCUUCUCUAUAGGAAUUUUUUGCAUGCCCCCCUCGUCUAUCAUCCCCCUCCAUAAUCAUCCUGGAAUGACAGUAUUGAGCAAGCUGUUAUAUGGCUCGAUGUAUGUUAAAUCCUAUGAUUGGAUUGAUGCACCUGGCUCCAAUGAUCCAUCUGAAGCUAGACCUGCAAAGCUUGUCAAAGAUACUGAGAUGACAGCGCCGAGUCCCACAACGGUUCUCUAUCCCACCAGCGGAGGAAACAUCCAUUGUUUCAGAGCUAUAACUCCUUGUGCAAUCUUUGACAUAUUGUCUCCCCCUUACUCUUCAGACCAUGGCAGACACUGCACUUACUUCCGGAGAUCCCAACGGAAAGACCUUCCGGUUAAUGUUCAGUUGAACGGAGUGACGGUUUCUGAAGUGACUUGGUUGGAAGAGUUUCAACCUCCUGACAACUUUGUGAUCCGGAGAGGGCUGUACAGGGGUCCAGUUAUUAGAACUUGAAAAUUUUCUUGUUUGAUGUGUCUUACUACACCAAAAGGAAAUUGGUUUAUCUUUAGGCUACAACAAAGGGAAUGUGGAAUGUGGAAUAACUAUAUUCUUUGUCUAUGUCCUUUAGGCAUUGGAAUAUGUACAUAAUAAUGCACUAGUGUAAUCUAUUUAUAGACCUCAGCUUAAUCCAUUAGAAUAGUUAACGGUAUGUUGAAAUAGUACUUGUCAGUGGCCAUAUCAAAAUUUGUUUUCGUAGAGAAUAAGAGGGCAUUGUUACUUGGUCAUGCGAGUUCUUGUUA
Molecule: messenger RNA, 1655 nt
Organism: Glycine soja
Lineage: Eukaryota; Viridiplantae; Streptophyta; Magnoliopsida; Fabales; Fabaceae
Product: plant cysteine oxidase 4-like
Exons: 7
Coding region: 820-1368 (182 amino acids)
Molecular function (GO): oxidoreductase activity, acting on single donors with incorporation of molecular oxygen, incorporation of two atoms of oxygen
Source: RefSeq, a predicted model, not a curated record